AUGAUCCGACUUAGAACACUUCAUUGGCUAUCACAACUCAUAGUUAGUAUUAUAGUCAUCGUUGCCGCAGAAAUGACAAUUCAUUGGAAUCACAUUAACAAAGUCAAUUCCUUAAACUCAGCCGGGCAGACAAUUCCUCUUGCUAUUGGUGCUUUAAUGAUGGCCCGUAUCAUUUACGCAUUCAGCUUCAAGAGAGAAACAGGGCGGACUAGUACCACACCAUCCAUUGGUGGGCCUGUAAGUCCACAAGGUCCCACGAGUAUUCCCGGCUGUGCGGGCCUAGAAGGCAUAGCGGGUCCAGCAGGCGAACGGGGCCCAGCAGGUGUAGCAGAAGCCCUGGUAUUUUAA
Penicillium taxi is the source of this 348-nucleotide messenger RNA. RefSeq lists its product as uncharacterized. The transcript has a single exon. The coding region runs from base 1 to 348 and encodes 115 amino acids. Lineage: Eukaryota; Fungi; Ascomycota; Eurotiomycetes; Eurotiales; Aspergillaceae. The record is from RefSeq and is a predicted model, not a curated record.